AUGGGUGAAACAAGCGAAUCCGGCCAAAAAACAAAAUUUGAGCAUUUGGUUGUCGACACGUCGGUAUUCAUCAAGAAUGUCCAGGUGCAAAACAUCGCCGAAAACUGCUACACGGUGGAAGGCGUGAUACGCGAAAUCAAGCAUGACAGACAGUUGAAGGCACUAGCGGUGCUACCCUACAACCUUAAGGUGCUGGUGCCCGAUCCGGACGCGCUGGCAAAAGUUUGCGCGUUCACAAAGAAAACCGGAGACUUUGCCACGCUGUCACUCGUCGAUUUGGAAGUGAUCGCGCUGACAUACGAACUAGAGGCCAGACACGUUGGAGUGGAGCAUCUGCAAAAGGAACCAAAGCUGGCCAUCACGCUAAUCCAGCCGAACGACACGCUCUCCCUGCUGAGUAAGGUAGAAACGGCGGGGUUCUACAAAUCGAAGCAGGCGAGCCCAGAGCAACUCAACAACGAACCGUCUCAAGAAGAUUCGUCCAAUGAAGAGGACGAUAGUGGCGAUGGCAAAAAUGAGUACAGUGAGGAUGACGACGAAGGCUGGAUUACGCCAGCCAACAUUGUGCAGGCAAAGCGUGGUUGUGGCAUGAACUACCUGGAGGAGAUGCCGUCGUCCGUCGCUUGCAUAACGUCAGACUACGCCAUACAGAACGUGCUGAAGCAGCUAGGGCUAAAGCUAGCGACGGUGGAUGGCCAGGUCAUCACCCAGACACGCACCUACAUCCUGCGCUGCUACGCGUGCUUCAAGACGACGCCGGACGCCACGAAGGUGUUCUGUCCGCGUUGCGGCAACCAGACGCUGAAGAAGGUCGCCGUUAGCCUGGACACGAACGGUCAGCAGGUCAUACACAUCAACAACCGCCGGCCGCUGACGGCAAAGAACAAGAAUCGACCGGUGGCCAAGUUCGCCGGCGGCAAGUACGCCACCAACCCACUGCUGUACGAGGACCAACCGCUUCCGCAGCAGCGUAUCUCAGCCAAGGCACGCAGCAAGACGGAUACACUGGCCGAAGACUACACCGCCGGGUUCUCGCCGUUCGUGAUGCGCGACGUGAACUCACGCUCGGCGGUGCUGCGCGGUUCCACCAACCUCAAGCAGCGGAUUGGAAACCUCGAAUAUGAUAACAAACGGCGCGGCUAUAAGAAGUGAACGCUGCUAACUGGCGUAUGCUUUCAAUUUUAAAUUAAAUUUUCUUUAAACCUGGCUCUGUCUAGGUCGAAUUUCCCUUCAGUUUUCACGAUAUAAUAAAUUUAUG
Molecule: messenger RNA, 1258 nt
Organism: Anopheles coustani
Lineage: Eukaryota; Metazoa; Arthropoda; Insecta; Diptera; Culicidae
Product: RNA-binding protein NOB1-like
Exons: 1
Coding region: 1-1152 (383 amino acids)
Biological process (GO): ribosomal small subunit biogenesis; maturation of SSU-rRNA
Cellular component (GO): preribosome, small subunit precursor
Molecular function (GO): RNA endonuclease activity
Source: RefSeq, a predicted model, not a curated record